AUGGCCAAGAAGCGUAAGCCCUCCAGCUUAAGGCAGCAGCAGACCCUGCAGCAGCGGAUCUGGCAGCAGACCUUGCAGCUGCAGAGCUUGCAGCAGCAGACCGAACAUUUGAAAGGUUGCGUCACGCAGAGAAACACAGAGCUUGCACAGCGAAACAAAGCCCUGAGGGAGAAGAAUGCAAAACUCGAGGAACUGAACAGGUCAAUCGCGGAUCGUCAAGUUCAGAAGAAAGCAUGCGAAAGUAAACCAGACACAACGGCAAUGGAAAUGGACCGAAAGCUGGCAGCCUACCGGCAGCGGGUAGCCGACCGGAAACUGGCCGCCGUUAAUGAAGAGGUCGAGGCGGAGGCCGGCAAACUACGCGAUAUGAAACACCUUGUGGAAAAUGAACAAGCCAAGAGAGACACGUUGCAGACUCAAAAAGCCGCUCUUGAACAUGACGUGCAGAUCCUCGAUACUCAGGUGUCACAAUUACAUGCCGAGUUGCACCGUGCAGAACAACUAAGGGUGGAACAACUCCGGGUGGAACAACUCCGGGUGGAACAACUCCGGGUGGAACAACUAAGGGAGGAGGAGCAAUCAAGAAAAACGAUAAUCAUACCUGCACGCCGGUCGCGACUGGAGGAGAUUCGGGAGCAAAAGAAAGUGCUUAAACACCUUCGUCUUUGCGUGGAACAAUGCCGUGAGGAAUUAGCCGGCCAACGACACUUGAGCCGCCAUCCCACUGUUGAUUCCCUACCAAGCGACCACCCCGCUGUCGGUUCCCUUCCGAGUGCUAACAAUAACUUGUCUGAUAACAGCUUGAGUAAUUGUAACUUGUCUGGUAGCAGCUUGUCUGGUAGCAGCUUGACUGAUAUGCAGACAGCAGCGAGUCGCGGAUGGUGUUUUCGAUUGCCGUCGUUUCGAGAUAGUCAGUCUCCUAAAGAGCCGCGGAACUCCACUUCACAAACUCUUAUGAUGGGUCCCAGAAAACUGAUGGAGUUUGUCAAACGGCCGUGGCGGUCUUUGGCACUAACAGAAGAACCUGGCGAAAAAUGA
Messenger RNA from Gregarina niphandrodes, 1038 nucleotides. RefSeq lists its product as hypothetical. Lineage: Eukaryota; Apicomplexa; Conoidasida; Eugregarinorida; Gregarinidae. The record is from RefSeq and is a predicted model, not a curated record. Bases 1 to 1038 code for a protein of 345 amino acids. The transcript has a single exon.